UCGACAGAUUUGUUUUUUUUAACGCCUUCCUCCUCUGCUCUCGGUCUCACCGCCAGAAGAUAUGCGACCUUGUUUCUCUCUUGGAAUCCAUCUGAACUCACAGACAAAUUUUUCAGCCACUUUUCUUGAGUCUCCUUCCACAAUGAUGCGGAUGAAACCCAAAUCCUUCGCGAACUCCAGUGCAUGUUCAACUGCCACCUCUUCCGCCACAAAAGAGUUGAGGUUCUUCGGCUGCUGGAGUCCUCUGUUUGCACAAGAAAACUCACGGAACUGGCUUUUGAUUAGGCUGAGCCACUCCUCGAAACUCCGUUGUUGGUGUUGGUCUGGCCAAAGGUACUGUAAAUUCUGCCAAACACUCUUUGCUUGCAUGCAAUCUUUAACAACGUGAAUAUUUGAUUCUGCUUGGUUUGGGCAAACUGUACAAAAUGGCUCAUUGAUCACAUGCCCGUUGUAGAGAACUUGCUUCGUAGGAACAUAAUUGUUGUAGUGUUUCCAAACCUGGAUCUUUAUUUUGCGUAGCACCUUUCCCUACCAAAUUUGCUUCAGAGUCUUCGAGUCGGCUCUUAUUGCGGAAUCACUGUCGAGCAGUACACGGCAAACACUUCUUACAGUACAGAUACCCGUGUGCUCACCU
Molecule: messenger RNA, 634 nt
Organism: Hibiscus syriacus
Lineage: Eukaryota; Viridiplantae; Streptophyta; Magnoliopsida; Malvales; Malvaceae
Exons: 4
Coding region: 62-388 (108 amino acids)
Source: RefSeq, a predicted model, not a curated record